GUAUACUACUACUCUCACGCAAGCCAGACCGACGGGGCGUAACACUGCGAGAGUUCCACAGACCAGACCGACCACGUUUGUCUGGUUUUGCGGAGUUCGGUGCACACGGUGUUGUACGCACGAAGCGGCGUGGCUACCGUUUGUUUGCACCAAUCACAUAGCGCCUCACCCAUUGGCGCAUUGGUGCAAUGUCGUAUUGGCGAGUUUGCAAUGGUGAAGAGCAGAUGAUUGAUAACCCGGGGUCACACAUACGACACGACCAUCGUUGCACGAGUUAGCGCGACACAACGGAAACUGCUCAUGCACCGUAUGUACUGGGAUGGCGAUUACUGGAACACCAACUUACUCAUUCGGUCACACAACCUUCGGACUACAUUGCGGGAAAAGUACCUGGUCGGCCGCUAAUGAACCUGUAGCCAAAGAGCGAUCCCAUUCAUCAGAUUCUACUACCGCAAAGUAUAUGAAUUCACACAGCCAUAAAGGUUCAAAGGCUGUGUGUGGAAGACACCUGACGGUUAGAACAUUCCACAAAAUUCUCGACUGUCUCAAUGAGUUACAAAAGAGAAAAGCCCUUUGUCCUAGACAUGAAUCAGUUGUGUUUGUUUCUCAGUUGACUUCGACUGAGAUCCCCUCAUACACCGGUGGUGGUGACAAUCUAGAAAAACGGUAUCUCGGAGUCUUGCAUCAACUGGAGCAAAUCUAUCACUGCCCGAGUUGUCGUAACUUGUUGAAGAAAAACGAUGGUCUUUCUUGUCAGAAUGAAGACUUUGUUCAUCAAAAGCGAUUGUUUCUUCGCCUAAUAAAGCAAUGCUUAGGCAGUACAGACAACGAACUCAAAGACACUUUGGAGGGGAAUAGUUACACAAUGCGAUUGUCGAAUCUGCCUUCAGAAAAUUGUCCACUUGGUUCGGUUGAUGACUCGAUCAUGAAAGAACGUCAUUCCAGACCACUUGACAAAUCGCAGUAUUGCUGGGAAUGGUUACUGUGCUCGGUGGAUGAAACAGAUGAAACUGACUGUUCAGAUUAUCUCCAUGAGUUUGGUCCCGAUAAGCACCGUGCAGUGUUUAUGAAUCACUCAAAUCUGUGUCCGUCCUGGUCAGGAUGCGAUACCGCUUCCCAGAGCGCAGGUUCGAUGCCUUUAAGGAUUGAAAUCAACUGUGAUGAUAACAUAGUCUCUCGUUUCUUACUUCAGUCUCCAGACUGUCGGCGUCCGAGAAGAUUCCCUGAACGCAAUGAGUUAAUAUCAAAAGGUCAAGCUGUUCCUCAAGCGAAUCGUUGUUCCCGUAGACAACUUCCCCACAGAGUGUCCCGACAGCCGGAAAAACGUAUGCGGACAAAGCCCAAACCGAGCAUAUGUGAACACUACUCAGCUGAAGUCACAUCCUCGAACACAUUUCCCAAUGGCCAAGGUGACGAACUGGUACAUACCGGCUGCCGACGAACACCGUGGUUUGCCACACCCAGAGAGUGCAAAUUCGACCACCAGUUGUGGUCUGCGUUCAGUAGCAUGAACUUGUGCUCCAGUACGGAAGAGGAAGAUCGCUUUCGGCGAAAUUCACAAACUCUCGAUUUCCUCUCCUCUCUCUCACCCACACUAAAUAUCAUUCCACCACCAAAUCACAACCCGUUCGCAAAGAAUGAAUCCGUGUGAAUCAGUUUUGCUGUUCAACUUUGACCCGGUCACACGCUUGUGUACAUAGAAACCAAAGCUCCCUUGAGUAGGAUACUCUUUUGAACGGGAUAUUUUUCUCUAACCCUGUAAAUAUCUUCUUUGCUCAUGGUUAACAAUGUGUGCGGUUUUCGUGAAACGCUAUUAUUUAUAUGUGCGACUCUACCAGAAACGAAUUGUUAUUUAAGUGCACACGCAUUCUCAGUCCCGUUUUUUUUUCGCUCAGCGUAAACUCCUUCCAUGCUGACACCUCUUCAGUCCUUUCGCCCCAAUAUCCACGUCAUUUUAUCCGACAUGUUACAAUGCGUUGUCAAGUAAAGCUACCGAUUCUGCCAAAGAUGCAGGUAGCAACCGGUGAUCAUGAUGAGUGAGGUUACUAUUUUUCUUUUGUAUUUUUGGGUCCAAUUCAUUCCGGAGUUGGAGUUCUAGCUACGAAUGGACAGGCUCGAAUCCACCACUGGCCCACGAACUUCGCAUUCUGAAGCUUGUGCAAAUUUUCGUACUGUAGUCCAAUGAACUAGGUGUCAGAACUGAAUGAAUCACUUUUCAAGGGAUAUGAGGUUAAUUUGGUCAUUAUAAAUUCUGUACCAAAUCGUAAAAAACAACCGUGGUGCUCCUGCUGCAGUGGUGUUCAGAUUGUACCAAAUAUCUUAGAAGUUCAUCACUCGACACCGUUGAAGCGAAUCCUUGCUGCGUUGCGUCUAGGAAACUUCCUCUUUUAUGAUAAUUCUGUAUUCCGUGACACAAGAAAGUUAC
This is a messenger RNA of Opisthorchis viverrini, 2425 nucleotides long. RefSeq lists its product as hypothetical. The transcript is spliced from 2 exons. Lineage: Eukaryota; Metazoa; Platyhelminthes; Trematoda; Opisthorchiida; Opisthorchiidae. The record is from RefSeq and is a predicted model, not a curated record. The coding region runs from base 320 to 1651 and encodes 443 amino acids.